CAUAAGGAAAAACCAAUAAAUUGUGUGGCAAGAACCUCUCAGAUAAAAUGCAUUUGGAAAUUCGCCAAGACUCUUAAGGAUAUUAUGAAUGAGACAAGAUCGAUUGAGGCGCGAGGGUUCAACCAGCCCUCUGGCGACGACAGGUGGAUCUCAAUCCAGAAGAAGACAUUCACCAACUGGGUCAAUGAACAGCUGAAGAGCAGUGGGAACAAAGUCAGUGAUUUGGCCACCGACUUCUCAGACGGAUACAAAUUAGUCAUCCUCAUGGAGGCUUUGACCUCUGAAGACGGAUGUCAGUGGAAGAAGGUGUUGGGUCCCUUCAGUAACCGGAAGCCCAACAAGACACAACUGAGGGUACACCAGAUGGAAACAGUCGAGUUCGCUCUCAACAUCAUGAAGUUCGAGAAGCUAGACCUCACCAAUAUAGGCGCUUCUGACAUUGUGGACCAGAAUCUGAAGUUGAUUCUGGGAGUGGUGUGGAAAUUGAUUCUCAAGUUCCAGAUCGGGAGCUCUGGUCGAGGUCCCCAGGGCAAGACGAAGAGAAAUCUGCUGGACUUGGUCAACACCCUUUUGCCCGAUUUGGGGGGUGUGAAGAACUUCUCGUCCGACUGGAACUCGGGAGUAGCUCUCAGUGCUUUGUGCAACUACUGUGAUCCUUCGAUGUUUCCCGACUGGCGAGAAAUGAAUGAUAGCGACAAGUUGAGUAAUUGCAGACAAGCCAUCCAGCAGGCACAGUCCAGACUAAAAGUGCCCCAACUGAUCACUCCAGAGGACAUGGCAUCAUCAGAACUGGACGACCAGAGUGGAAUGACGUAUAUCUCCUACUUCCUGGCUGAUGACGGUCCAGUCAGUGCCUCCCUUCUCAAGUGGGUCCAGACUAAGAUUCCAGACCAGAGGGUGAAGAACUUCGGGAGUGACUGGCGAACCGGGAUUACACUCUGUGCUCUGAACAAUGCAGUGUUUCCUGGAAGUUGUCCAGACUACCAGUCGAUGGACGCCAGGGAUAAAGUGAACAACAGUCAAAAAGCGAUUGCUCUUUGCUCCAAAAACGGAAUCGAGAGUGUUCUAAUAGCACAAGAACUGAGCGCCGACGAGCCAAGCACAGUCGCAAUUAUGAACCAAGUCGCUAAAUUCCAGCACGUUAAACCUCCUCAAACAAAAUCUGGGGGACGAGACAGGGAUUCGAACCCCCUUCCUCAGCAGCAGAGCCGGCCUCAUUUAACUCACCAGAAUGAACUGGCCAAUGGGGGAGUAGAAGAGGAGCCAUUGGUUAAAGUGCGACAGGCGGCAGCCAAUCAGAACUCAGCACUGCAAAGCGCACCCCCGCCCAGACAGUUUUCAAACAACUACUCAUUUUCCCCGUCGAACAGUGGUGGUGGUAUGAUACAUUCCGGUAACACUUCAAACAACAACAACAACUACCAACAAGUCGACAAACCGACUCCCUCUCACGCUUUCACUUCGCCUCCACCGAAAGAAUUUUCGUCUUCGUUUGACGAACCCGAUAACGAAGUAUCUUCUAUGAACACUCAAGACAAUAACUUGUAUUCGGGUAAUAAGUCUCCGAUUAUGAGUCAUAGAAAUACCGGGAGACAAGUAAGUAAUGCAAAUAGUUACAGCACUAAGAAGUUUGUGUCGGCAAUUAAUUCGCCGGGUUCGCUUGUGUCACCGGGUGUUCCGCAACAGUUUGCUGACAACGAACGUGAAAUGGACAAGAGUAGCAACAGCUACACUUCUCAGUUGAAUUCGGCCACUCUGGAACUGGACUCGAGGACUACGGGGGGCUACAGAUCCCCCAAGGGAAACUGUCCAGCCGUGUUCAUCGGAGACAUGGUAAAAUUCAAUCUGUCUUUACCUGCCCGUACUGAUUUGAAAGACAUCGCGAUCUCAGUCGAUUCUCCGAGCGGAACAAAACAACAAUCUCCAGUGGACAACAUAACGAGGCAAGGGGCAAACAAAGCAGUUGUUUCUGUCUCCCCAAAUGAAACAGGAGACCAUUUUGUGAUCUGCUCAAUAAGGAACAAACCAGUUCGAGGGACGCCGUUUGAGAUGUUUGUUUUGCCUACCAAAGAUCAGAUAAUUCUGCAGCAGAGUGAGAGCGCGACAGUUGUGAACACAAGAGUGGAGUAUGUCGUGGACUGUGGGUGUUCAGUGGGGGACAUGAUCUCGUUCAGAUGUGUGGGCCCAGACAACAACCCACUCAACUGCACCCAACAGCACAACAAUGCAACAAACUCUGCUCUGCAGAAAUUCUCCUUCACGCCCAAGCUACUAGGUCACUAUAACAUUUCGGCUCUGUUCAAUGGAGAGAACGUGAUGAACAGCCCCUCUCUUCACACUGUGUUCAACCCCAACAAAGUCCACAUUUCCGGCAUCAAAGACGUCAACGUCGGACAGACAAUCACAAUCGCUCUCGAUCUCCGAGAGGCGGGACCAGGAGAACCAGAAGUGAACAUAGUUCAAAAUGUGAUGCAGCAGAAAGUGUCUCUGAAAAGUGGACCCCAAAUGGGCCAGUACAUUGGCAUGUUUAAGACAGCCAACACUGGACCCCAUCUGGCCUAUGUGUAUCUUCACAACGCACUCGUCAAUGGUCGUCCGAUUGAGUUCAACGUCGGCUCAGGUGGGGCCCUGAUCAAGUGUUAUGGAAUGGGACUGCAGAAGGGGGUUGAGGAUGUGGAGAGUUCGUUCACAGUGGACGCAUCCAAGGCAUACAAACAGUUAGACAAUCUUCAGGUCACUGUCGAAGGAGCCAACUCGUUGGCUAAGUGUUCAGUGCAACGCAAUGACAACAACACCUUCACGGCAACAUACCGUCCGGUUGAGGUCGGGUUCUAUGAGGUAUCUGUUCACGCAGACGGGGAAGCAGUCACCGGAAGUCCAUACAAGGUCAAGGUUAUCAACCCCAGAAAGGUCAAGUGUACGCAGCUGUAUGAGUCAUUCAUGGACAGUGAUGGCCAGGUGAAGCUGGAGUUGAACAAGAGGUUCUCGCUCUCUUUCGACACAUCCAAUGCAGGCCCUGGCGAUUUUGGGGCUAAAGUGAGUGGACCUAGUGGGAAUUUGGUUCCAUGUAGUCUGGAGAAGGACAAACUACUCAGCCUCCACACUGUCAACUUCAUGCCCAAGUCCAGAGGUCGUUACGAGAUCAACUUGACCCUGGAUGAACUUCCCAUUCCCCGUUCGCCCCUGAUUGGAGUGACCAGGGAUAACUCAGUGAAGAACAUAGGGGAAAUUACGUGCAGCGGGAGGGGGCUAGAAAACCCCCGAGUGAAAGAGGAGACUAUGUUCACAAUCGACACUUCCCAGGCACUAGUCCCAGGUGAGCCGGAGGUGAGAAUGAGUGGACUACAUGGAGACGUGAAAGUGGAAGUGUCCAAAAAGAGUGACACUAUUUAUCAUGCGACCUACAAUCCAUACAUGCAAGGCAUGUACUUGAUGCACGUGACGUAUGCAGACAGACAGGUGCCUGGAUCCCCGUUCAAGGUCAUAGUCCAGCCCAGUGUGAACUCUCAGUCGGUGGAGGCAUUUGGACCUGGACUGAAGGAGGGGGUGAUUGGCCGGCCGAUCAAGUUCGGAGUGGACACCAGGGCCGCCAGACCAGGUAACGACAAAUCUAAACUCUUUCAUGAAUUUUUGGCGCGAAAACCUGGAGGCAGGCUGAAUGCCCGAAAAAUUAUGCCAGCCAAUCAAAACUCAGUUUUCUUGCUAGAGGAAAAGUGGGCUCUUUUCCACUCCUCUUCUUAA
This is a messenger RNA of Symsagittifera roscoffensis, 3741 nucleotides long. Its product is annotated as filamin-A-like. Gene Ontology annotation, molecular function: actin filament binding. The transcript has 20 exons. Bases 85 to 3741 code for a protein of 1218 amino acids. Gene Ontology annotation, biological process: actin cytoskeleton organization. NCBI's taxonomy places the organism in Eukaryota, Metazoa, Xenacoelomorpha, Acoela, Convolutidae. The record is from RefSeq and is a predicted model, not a curated record.